This is a messenger RNA of Prionailurus viverrinus (fishing cat), 5310 nucleotides long. RefSeq names its product dynein axonemal light chain 1 (gene DNAL1). Lineage: Eukaryota; Metazoa; Chordata; Mammalia; Carnivora; Felidae. The transcript has 8 exons. Gene Ontology annotation, cellular component: cytoplasm. The coding region runs from base 83 to 655 and encodes 190 amino acids. The record is from RefSeq and is a predicted model, not a curated record. Gene Ontology annotation, molecular function: protein kinase binding.
GCGGAGGGUUCCGAGAAGUGCGCACGCGCACUGACCUCGGCGGGCCCUAGCAACCAGAGCAGUGACAGUAGCAACGGCCGGAAUGGCAAAAGCAACAACAAUCAAAGAAGCUCUAGCCAGAUGGGAAGAGAAAACCAGUCAGAAGCCAUCUGAAGCCAAAGAGAUAAAGCUUUAUGCUCAGAUUCCCCCUAUAGAGAAGAUGGAUGCAUCUCUGUCCACACUUGCUAAUUGCGAGAAGCUUUCACUGUCUACAAACUGCAUUGAAAAAAUUGCCAACCUCAAUGGCUUAAAAAACUUGAGAAUAUUGUCUUUAGGAAGAAACAACAUAAAGAACUUAAAUGGACUGGAAGCAGUAGGGGACACAUUAGAAGAACUCUGGAUCUCCUACAAUUUUAUUGAGAAGUUGAAAGGGAUCCAUGUAAUGAAGAAAUUAAAGAUUCUCUACAUGUCUAAUAACCUGGUGAAAGACUGGGCUGAAUUUGUGAAGCUGGCCGAACUGCCGUGCCUGGAAGACUUGGUGUUUGUAGGCAAUCCCUUGGAAGAGAAACAUUCUGCGGAGGGGAACUGGAUUGAAGAAGCAACCAAGAGAGUUCCCAAACUGAAAAAGCUGGAUGGUACCCCAGUAAUUAAAGAGGACGAGGAAGAAGAUAACUAACACCAUGUUUUCCGCUUCAUGUUAACUUAUUUAAAUGUCAUGAGAACAAUAGAUAAGUUUUGUAUAAUUGUCUAUUUUAAAGAUUCUGUGUGGGGCAAAAGAUUAUUAAGAUAAAACAAAUCUCUCAUUCCUAUCUUUUUUUAAACCUAUUUAGUGUUUCUCCCCCCAGAUAGUAACAGUAACACCAACUUCAUAUAUUCUAGUACUUUUUUUUAGAAAUUCAGAUUUUCAAUUUUUGUCUUUAGUCCCAGUUGUGUACUUCGUGGCCCCAUCUACUGAAACUUUUUAUACACUAGUCAUUUCUAACAAAAAAGAAUAACAAAUACGGUUCUUUAUUCAAUUUAAGUUUUUUUUUUUUUUUUUUUAGACCAGGCAUUUAAAUAUAUAUACUUAACCUUUGAGUCUGUAGACUAUCUUUCCUGAAGGUCCAUGUCCUGAUGAUUCAGAAGCACAAAUAUGUGAUGCCUUUGGUUCAAAAGGCAGCACAGUGACAGGAAGAGUUCCUCUUAGAAGAAAUGCAGAGCAGCCCUAGAACCAAGACUCCCAAAGUCCAGUUGGAAAAGCUGUGGUGAAAAAAGGAAAAAUUAAUAUCUUGGGGGCCUUAUAGCCCAUGUUAUAUUUAGUUGUUUUUCCAAAAAUGUGUGCAAUGUCAACUGGAAUUUAGGUUGUGUUUACAUGCCUGGCCACUUGAGUCACUGUGCACAGUCAGCCAUUCUGUGAUCCAGGUCAGUGGUUGAAAUGACUGCCAUGAUCAUUCCUUUAACUGGUACUGUGGUCAUGUUACUCAGGUGGACCUGAUUUUAGGCACACUUUUUGGUUUAUAGUCCCUUAUAUGUUAUAUAAGGAAAUGUAUGUAAACAAUAGUUAUGUUUGAAUUACUAGCCUAAAUGUUGGCCAUUCAUAUAUGUCAAAAUUUUCCCUAAUAACUUUGUUCUUUUGACCCUCACGUUGGGAGAAAUGAUUGCUAUAAAUAAGGAUAUAGAACCUAAAGACUGCAUCUGAUACCUUUCAAUAGGUUAAUUUAGAAUUUCGAAAUAUAUUUUUAGAAUGUUUCUGAGUUAAACAGCUCUUAAAAUGAAUUAUGUAAGUGAUUGUGGAGGGAAAAGAGAAGAGAUAUUUCAUUAUGGGAUUGCAGGCAAAUGGCAAUAUUUUUAAGGAUUGCCUUCUCUAUGAAGGAUGGUAGGUGAUUUAACCUUAAAAUUGCAAAGCAAUAGUUGGAGACAGAGCUUAGAAUUUAUCAUAUAAGAAAAAAAAGUCUUUUUGGAAAGUACAAGAUAUAGUAGUCAGUAACCAUAUGAUGAUGAAGUCCAUAGUAGGCCAUGACUGAAUCACUGACGGAUUUCAGAAAAGAAGUUAGAGGCGCUCUGCCAAAUUGUGCCUGAAGUCCCUCAACCAGAGACUGAUUCUUAUUUCCCCAUUUACUUGUGUAAAACCAGUCAAAGAGGGGAGUGUCAUUUUGGUUUUUUUUUAAGUGAUUGCAUAAAUAGUCCUGGGCUUCAGAAUUUUUCAGCUAUCAUUUAAGUACGAAUUACGUGAUUUCUCUGAGUCACUCUGAUCUAAAGGGACCACUGCUUUGACAAUCAAUUCUGAAUACAAACAGCAAGAGGAAAAAUUAGUCCAACACUUUUUGCAUCCUUUUAGUUCUUCCUUAUAAUCUGAUAGGAAGAAAUCUUUACUCUGGCUUACACAUUCAAAGCCUUUGGGUAUUUCUCUUGUGAACUGUAGGCAAUGAGUAUUCCCCUUGGUGAUGUUUAAAUCUUCAAAACUAGGAGGGAAGAUGAUCUUCUUCACUUGUAGUUUGCAUGUCAUCCAGUAGGAAAGCUUGAAGCCAUUUUGCUAUGUAUGGAUAUAUUUUCUAAAAGUUACUCUGGAAGUGAAUAUAAUAGGGAAUGAAUAACUUCAUAUUGAAUCUUAAAAUGGCUUAUGGUGUUGGCAUUUGGUUUUCUGAAUUCUAUAAUAUAGAAACAUUUUCUCUGCUUCUCCUUGUUUCUUAAUAUUUUUAAAUCACUGAUAGUUCUCAGAGAUUGGGAUGGAUUCUCUCUGUGCUCUUGGUUUAAAGCAUUAUGCCAUUUUAGUGGCUCAUCUAAAUUUUUUCUAUUCUUGUAAUGAUGGUAGAGCUCUGGAAUCCAUCCAGUAUUUUAAUUUUCCACAGGUAACUUGAUUUUAGUCUGCAAAGGAAUUCAACUUUUCUGUGUUCCCUAACUGUAAGUUUAUGGCUGUAUUACCUGGUCAGGCCUUAAAAGGUUUUUGUGUUCUGUGUUCAUAGGAGUUUGUUCCUUUAGACCAGAGUUUCUCAGUGUUGGCACUAUUACCAUUUUGGGUUGGAUAAUGUUAUCCUGUGUGUUAUAGGCUGUUUAGCACUAUCUCUGGCUUCUACUCACUAGAUACCAGUAGAAUCCCCAGUUUUGUUCUGACAACCAAAAAUGUCUUCAGACAUUACCAUCUGUCCCCUCUGGCAGUGGGGUAGGAACAGAUUCGUCCCUGGUUAAGAACCAGUGCUUUAUACUAACAUUCCUUUUGUCCAGGUGCAUUUAUUUUCACUCUAGCCAUAUAUGCCUCCUGAGUUGUUGUAUGAGAGAAGGUGAUGUAUUUAAUAAUUAUGGAUGGAAGGAAAAUGGUCAUUGGUGUUUUGCUUUUUUGUAAUGCUCAUUUUAAUAAUUGUCAUAUAACAUUAGAAACUCAGGGCUGGAAGGUUCAACUUACGUUUUUCAGCAGGGUCUCAACUUUUAUUUCUUAGUAUUCCUGCUUAUCUUAGGACAGUGAUUGUUAACCUACCUCUCUCUUACUAUAACAGAAUUCAACUUUAUGAUAAAUUUUGCUUUAUCUUUGAACAUUUUGAGUGUACUUUUAGAAAAUGGAUCAUUCUUUAAAUGUUUGUUCAUUGUCCACUAAUGCAUAGAUUUUCCAGACUGUAGCAGUCAUUAAAUACAGAAAAAUAUUGUAUAAAAUUUGGAAAAAUUUGGUAAUCAUAUGUGAAAGUUAGCUGGUGUAGACACCAAUUUUGGAUGUGAUCAGAAGAAUGUCAUGAUAAUUGGUCAUUAACUUGGUAUUACUUGGUAUGGUUAUUAGACACUUAAAUGUGGUUCUUGUGUGGAAAAAGAAUUUUGACUUGAAUAGAUUCUUCUUUUACCAGUGGUCUGAAGUAGAGUAAGGAGGAAUAAAAAAUGAAUCUUAACUGUUGACUUAUUCUCAGAAUUGGUGAUGUGUAAGUGGAGUUGAAGGUAGUUAUCUCUGUGACCAAGAAUCUUCCACCUGGGUUUUUCUUAGGACUAAUGGAAAAAGUGUAGGGUCUAGGAAGGUUGGACUUAAUCAUUAACUUUUAAAAAUUGGUGUGUUGGGGGGUGGGGAGUGUCAAAGUAUUGAUCACGAGUAGUGUCUCUUUAACUGCAGUUUGUCAGUUUGUGAGGACCUUACAUUGUAAUUGUUGGUAAAGGGAGAAAACUAACUGCUGAACUGAAAGUUAUCUUUUAACUGAAAUUAAUCCCUUCGGCACAUGUUUUCUUUAUUUAGGCUGCUUAAUAUGUCUGUGAAUAAUUAAAUAUAAAACAAGUUUCAGUGUAGCACAGUUGGUGCUUCUGACACAGCUAACUUGACCAUAUUCCUUUAUCCUCACUCUAGCAUGAGGUUUUGGUUUUGGUUUUUGUUUUUUCAUAAAACCAUAAAAUAGGUGCAAUAAAAAAAAUAGAGUAUGUCUUAAAAAAAAUCACUGAACUUUUAGAAAUCCCACAUCGAAAUCUCUGUUGCUACCUUUUUAUAACUGACUGCAAAGGAAGAAAACUGAAAGUCAAAAUGAGACUGAGUCUUACUUUUUUCUAACCUAAGAAACAUUUUCACUUGCCACUUGGAGAAGUCAUAACUGGAUUCUAGUUACUUCCCAUAUUGGGCAGAUUAGAGGGGAACCAGCCAACCAAAUUAUGAUCUAGCAAAUUUAACAAGGGGAUAGAGGAGAGUAAACUAUUUUGCCAUAGAUUUGCACUUUAAAAUUAUGAACUGGAUGUUGGUAGACAGGACUCCCAAAGGGCAGAUAGGUAAAUACCUAGCCUGCAUGUGGAUAUUAGAGAAUCAGACUUAUCCUUGCUCGUUCUAAGCCAACCUGAGCAAUAGUUGUCUGUUGACAUAAUCAGAGUCUGGAUUUCCCUAUUUCCCUCCUUGUUGUCAUCUUCCAUGUCUGCUACAUUGACAGUCAUCCCUCUGGGGAAUGUGUCAUGUAGAAUUCUCUUUCUCAGAAUAGAAACUUUGUGCGUUAGUUAUCUUUCCCACGUCUAGAUUUUAACAGUUAAUUUAGAUGUUGGUUAAAUUAAGCUGUGGCUAAUGUGACAAGGGUGGGAAGUUCUUUGCUUCUUUGAUCUGCAGGAUACCUGCCUCUGAGGUGCUAUUGCCUGGAGGGAUCAAUCCCAUCAAAAGACUGGUGGUAGAGAAUAUACAUACAGCUAGCUGCUUCUCCCAGGGUGUCAGUCAUGAUAACGAGCAUCAUUCCAGAAUCUUUGGCUUCUAGAACCAACUCCAUUCUAAAGAACAUUUUAACAUCUAUUAAUACUUUGAUAAUAAUCUUUUAUAUGCAGGAAUUUUGUAGCAUGACUUUAUGACUAAACUUAUUGUGUUAACUUAUUUAGAAAUGUUGAGUUUCUGAAUGUUAUUUUGUGAAACUUGUUUUA